AUGGAACGCGUGAAGGAGGCGAGCUUUGAGGAGAGGCACAAGAUGGAGAAGGCGUACAAGGAACGCCUCAAGACGAUGGACGGAAAGCUGCGGGAAGUCAGGGAGAAGGAGCGGCGGAUCGCGCAGAUGGAGCGGCUUCAAGCAAGGUCGCUGGAGAAGUGCAGCCGCCUACAGUCCGACAUCCUCUCCAUCAAGCAGCAGAAGGUGCAGAAGCUGGAGGCGCUGCAAGCAAAGCAGGCCGCGGUUCUGCGCCGCAAGACCGAGGAGGCAGAAGCCGCGCGCCGCCGCCUCAAGGACAUAAUGGACGUGCACCGGGCGUCGAACGAGAAGAGGGAACGCGCGGCGUCGAUGUCCAAGUCCGGCUCCGGCGUGGAGUGCCAACCCAAUGCGGCCGCUCCUCUGCUGCGCGACGAAAAGUCCCGCCGCGACUGGAUCGAGCACGAGCUCGACAUGUGCUGCCAGUCAUUCGAGCUGGCGAGGGUGCUGGAGGGAGAGAAGGCGCAGAGGGGGGAGGUGGCAAAGAAACUGGCGGACCUAAACAGGCGCCUGGCGCAUGCCAGCGCCGUCGGAGACGAGUCAGCCGCGGCCGGCCUCGAACCCGAGCGCGCCACCCUCGACUCGCAGCUGCAGCGACACAGCGCGCACAUCCUGGAGACGCAGGCUGCGCUGGCGCGCGCACAGGCGGAGGAGGAGGGCCGAGCCGGCGUCAGCAACCCGGCCGAGGUGCGGCGCUGGACGGGGCUGCGCACCAUCGUGGAAGCCCGCUCGCUCCUCAAGUCCCUCUUCCGCGUCGCCGCCGGCCACAAGGCGCAGGUGUACGAGGCGGGCAACGCUCUGGUGGAGGCGAGAGAGGAGGCGGAGCUGCUGCGGCUGCACUUGGAGCUCGCGCAACAGGAGGAGGCCGCCGCCAAGCGCGCUCUGGCCGAAGCCCAAGCCGCCCUGGCCGCCGCGCUCGCCGCCCCGGACGAUGACAUCGACGACGAGGCCCAGUCUGCCGCCCAGGACGACGUGGACGCGGAGGCAGAGUCUCUGAUGGAGGAGCUGGAGGGUAUUGGCUCGCUAGAAGGAGUGAGCGGCAGCCCGCUGCUGGAGUCUCUCAACGAGGAGGCCCGGCUGGGCGCUGGUGCCAGGUCCGACCUGCUUGCCAGAUACGAGGACGCCUCUGCAGAGAGCCUGGAGAGCGCCAGCAGCGACGGCUCAAUUGCCGAUGACUCAGCGGAUGACGGGGACUCGGACGAGAGUGAUGACUAUGAGUGGGACCCGUCCCUGGCGACCCCCGCGGCCGGUGUUCGGCGUCGCGUGCGCAGCGGCAGCCGCCGCUGCAGCCGCUCCUCGGAGCGAUGCGCGACGGCCGUCCGCGAGUCGCGCGAGGAGCCCGUUCUUCUCGCCCUCAACGCCGAACGCCGCCGCGCUGGGGCAGAACCACUCGUCAAGCUGACGGUGCGCGCUGAAUACUCAAGAUGUAGAAUAUGCACUUUCAGCGAACCCCCAUUUUGCAAGAAGUGUUGCCCAGAUGGCAUGUAA
Molecule: messenger RNA, 1524 nt
Organism: Coccomyxa subellipsoidea C-169
Lineage: Eukaryota; Viridiplantae; Chlorophyta; Trebouxiophyceae; Coccomyxaceae
Exons: 9
Coding region: 1-1524 (507 amino acids)
Biological process (GO): mitotic spindle organization; microtubule-based movement
Molecular function (GO): microtubule motor activity
Source: RefSeq, a predicted model, not a curated record